Molecule: messenger RNA, 6900 nt
Organism: Lates calcarifer (barramundi perch)
Lineage: Eukaryota; Metazoa; Chordata; Actinopteri; Centropomidae
Gene: arhgef1
Product: Rho guanine nucleotide exchange factor (GEF) 1b
Exons: 32
Coding region: 321-3476 (1051 amino acids)
Biological process (GO): intracellular signal transduction; G protein-coupled receptor signaling pathway
Cellular component (GO): cytoplasm
Molecular function (GO): G protein-coupled receptor binding; guanyl-nucleotide exchange factor activity
Source: RefSeq, a predicted model, not a curated record
AACCCGGAGAGACGGUUUACUUCUUUUCUUUUUUUAAUUGACAGUCAACCCGUAAAACACACGUAAACAAGAAGUUACAUUAUUGCAAUUUUUAAGUGAUAUCGGCCACACUGUACUCGAUAAUUUUUGAAACGCAAAAUCUGUGUUUUCUAAACCCCGUCUGCUGAACGUUUUUUUUCUCUGUAUACUUCCGCGUACAAUGUUUUUUUUCCCACUGACACACGGCAACUUUCGAACAGGAAACCUAUUAGACGCUUUGCCUGUCGUUUUCUCUGAAUUUAAGGCAGGGUGUGUUUGGGGCUCAGUGCUCUAACCCAGCCAUGAGCAUCAUCGGGGCUGAGGAUGAGGAUUUCGAGAAUGAUUUGAACGAUGUGGUGGAUGACCAGUACUUUAACAACAUAGAGCAGCUGAAGGAGCGGCCGACCCACCUGCUGGUCUUUAUGCAACAUGUGUUCCUACAGUUCGACCCUGCUCCUGUGCUGUGUUACCUCCAUGCUGACCUCUUCAAGACCCUCAGUGCCAAAGAGACCAAGAAGCAAUUUGUGGAGUUCUACAACACCUUCUUGGACAAGGGUGCAAUUCUCAGAGUGGCAAUGCCAUCUAAUAUAUCCUAUGAGUUGGACCGAACCCGUCCAGAUUUGCUCCCUGAGGAUGUCCAAAAACGAUACGCUCAGGAGGUUCAGUUCCUGCAGGCUCCGGAAGUAGCCAAACAGCUGGAAGACUUCAGGCAGAAGAGGAUGAUGGGUAUGACCCCCAACGAGGCUGAGCUGAUCGACGUGGAGAGCCACUAUCCCACCGACCGCAUCCCGAUGGAGAUGAAGGAGAAGUCUGUGGCUGAGAACCUGCUGGACAAGAUGUCUGAGACACAACCGACAAUUGUCUCAGACGAGGAAAAAUGCCAAUCCAUCUUUUCAGCGGUGGCCUUCUAUAUGAAGCACCUUGGGGUUAAAACCAGGGCAGUUGACAGCAAGAAGUCCAGAGGAGGCUUCUUCAGGAGACAACUGGUGAAGAAUAAGAAGGAUGAAUCCACAAAGGCCAAACCCAGAGGGGUGUUUCCUGGCAUCCCCAGCUGGAUUGCAGGCAACACUGAGGUCAAACCUAAAAUGGAGGCUGAAGCGGACAAGGAGAAAGUGAAUCAGGAGCGUAAGGGUCCAGCCCCUGGCAGAGGCUCCUUGACCGACCCUGCAGUCCCUUCCAUCCCAGGAAGCAGGAAGUCUGGUUCCAGCGGAGGCUCCGCCUCCCUUCCUGGUCUAGAGGUCAGCGACAGCUCAGGCAACAACAUCACCACCACCAACAGCCCUGAGUCUACACACUGCGAUGAGCCUCCAACCCUGCCAGAUGGGGGUGAUGUGUCCCCUGUUGGGCUGGAAGGUACGCUGACCGCUGGGGACCCCAUCUCCCCCAGCGAAGCUCCCGUAGAGGAGAACCUGGUGAAAGACAGACGGAAGACAAGUAGGAAAGUGACUCGUAGCGAGAGUGCACGUGUGGACCGGCACUCGUCUCGCCGCCGCGGCUCUUCCCGGGCCAAACAGUCCCGCUCCCGUAGUGAUGUGGACCUCCAGCCGCCUUCCACGCCUACAACACCUGCCCCGCUCACCCCCCAGCACCUCCAUCCUUUUGACGGACCAGUCUUAGUUCCUGAAGGGCCUGGCCACUCCCCGACCAGCCCCUCCCCACAGAUGGAGGAGAUGGACCCGCGCCUCCUGGAAUUAGAGCAGGACCCACCCAACUGGAGGGAGCUGGCCUCCCCUGAAGCUCUGUCCAGCCUCUCCAAGAAGGAGACCAAGAGACAGGAGGUCAUCAAUGAGUUGUUUGCAACAGAACAUGCCCAUGUGCGAAUGCUGAGUGUUCUUCAGACGGUCUUUUCUAAGCCUCUGGAGAAAGAAGAGCUCCUGACCUCCACUGAACUUGCUGCCAUCUUGCCCAACUUGGACGAGAUCAUUGAGAUGCACUAUAACUUCUAUGAGAACCUGAAGAAACUGCGUUUGGAUGACAACUUCAUAGUCAAAUUAAUCAGCACCACAGUGCUGAACAGGUUUGGUGGUACAGAGGGGGAGUGGUUCCAGAAAUUGACAGCCCGGUUCUGCAGUCACCAGUCGUGGGCCUUGGACCAGAUCAAGAGCAGGCAGAAGAAAGAGCCACGCUUCAACUCCUUCAUACAGGAGGCAGAGAGUAAGCCCCAGUGCCGCAGGCUGCAACUCAAGGACAUCAUUCCUAUAGAGAUGCAGAGACUGACCAAGUACCCAUUGCUGCUGGAGAAUAUUGCCAAGAACACAGAUGACCCGACAGAGAAGGAGAAGAUCCAGCAGAGCGCAGAGUGCUGCAGAAAGAUCCUCAACCAUGUCAAUGAGGAGGUCAAAGUGAUGGAGAACCUAUUGACUCUUAAGGACUACCAGCGUAGAUUGGACACAUCAGGGCUCAAACCAAGUAAUGAGCUUUAUACUGAAUAUAAGAAUAUUGAUCUGACUCAGAAGAGGAUGCUCUAUGAAGGUCCUCUAACCUGGAAAGUCACAAAAGAGAAAGGAAUUGAGGUGCAGUGUGUGCUGCUUGGGGACCUGCUGGUGCUUCUACAGAAGCAGGAUGACAAGAUGGUCCUCAAAUGCCAGAGCAAGAGCAACAUUGCUGUGCAGGAGGGCAAGCAGAUGCUGAGCCCCAUUAUCAAGCUAGACUCUGUCUUUCUCCGCGAGGUGGCCACAGAUCGAAAGGCCUUCUACGUGAUAUUUACCUGGGACAGCGGUGCUCAGAUCUAUGAACUCGUGGCUCAGACUGUUGGAGAGAGGAAAACCUGGACUGAAGUGAUAAAGACAGCCGUGGAUGACCUGAAGAAGAGCGGAGCACCCAUGAAGUUGACGCUGCCUCCUGGAAGUGGAGGACCUCCCUUCAGUCCCUCCGCGCUGACUGCCCCUUUGAGCCCGACUGAGAAUGGAGGUUUGAAAAGCAGCAGUGAUCGAGAUAAGGACAGCUUGACGGAUGACAAAUCUUCAGACCCCAGGCACAGGCUGAUUGAUUUCCUGUCAGACAAAGGCUUCGACUUGAUAGGCCACUCUAACAGCGAUCAGGAGAAGGUUGGCAACUGUGCUUUGGAUGAAGUCAUGUCGCUGAAAAGGCUGUUGAUUGGAAGCAUAAGCCUAUCAGAAGACUCACAGCCUGAUGAAGAAAACGGGGAGGACCAAUCACAGAGGCCCAGUCAAGAAAUGGAUAGUUGUCAAUUAACAGAAGAAAGCCAGACCCCAGACAUGGGAGCAGAGGAGGAGAACGAUAACACUUGUGAAAAAGAAGGAGCAGGGACGAAAGGAGAGGAGGAGAGGAGCAUCAGUGCGCCCCUGGUGUUGUCCCAGGAGAGGAUGGAGGAAGUGUGCAGGAGGCUCCUCAGUCUGGAGGAACAAAUAAAGAGAUUACAGACUGUAGAAGAGGCGCACCACAGGCUGCAGGAGGCCCUUUCCAAAUUCUCACUGGAGGGAGGUAACUUCCAGUGAGACACCAUCACACCCCCUGCUGGCCACUAGAUUUCUACUGGUGCUGGUUUGGAGUGCAAGAGUGACUUUCAGAGGUUUCCCUGGAAAUUCCUAAACUUUCAUAAGUCAUGCCUGGACCCUUGCUGCCUUAUAUGUUUGUAUCACAGCUGUUUGCAGCCAAGCAGGAGGUUUUUCUGCCUGACGGAGGGGAGGGAGGGCUUUGUGCUCAGUGCAGUGGUUCAGUGAUGGAGCGUGGGAGGUGUGUGCAUGUGUAUGUGGUGUCUGUUUGCGUGCAUGCUUGGUGGACAUCCUACUUUUGAGUUGGAAGUCAUCUUUGCAGAGGGGUGCCAAAAAAAAAAAGCAAGAUUUUUUCUGUGAGGGAGAUGCUGCCUAACAAAAUGUAGAGAUUGCAAUCUGCUGUAACACACAUAUGCACACCAAUGACAUGCACUCUACAAAAUAAUUUACAUUGUUGCCUAUAGCAGAUUGCACAGUAAUGAAGAACUCCUAUGUUUGCUUGCCAAUUCAGCUAUACCAGGUGGAACCAGGCCUUAAGGGGCCAAUGUAGCUUUUGAAGAUAUAUUGAAAUACUACUGCUGAUAUAUGGAGUUAUUUCUGGUCUAUGCCAAAGUACUACAGAGAUGCACUUUUUUCUGAUUAGAACAAGUUGAAUCCACACUGGGCUUCAUGUAGGCAGCCUUCAUUAUUGAGAAAAAUGCAUGCAAGACAGUGUGUGUAUGUGUGUUACAAAGUUUUUAAUUAAGGACGUGCUUGUUGGAGGGUUCUUACUGUAAUUAAGUCACAUUCAAACAUUUAUAAAUAGUGGCACUAUAGGUAAUCAUGCUGUUAAUAAUUGAUACUUGUUUGUAUGUACUGCUUUUAUUUAUUCCUCUGUUAGUUCUGUUAAGACAGUGAGUUGCCUCACCUGAGUAAAACUGUUACAGCACUGGGCCAAACAGAUAUAGCAGUGCGAUAGAGAAAAGACAAAACAGAAGAAGAAGGCAAACCUAGGAUGUGUAACAAAGAUCAAGGUUGAGAAGUGAAAGAAGACAGAUGUAGGGACAGGAAGCGAGUUUCGAGGUUAUUGUUGCUUACUUGAACCCCGGCUUAAACCAGACGGUUGUGAGAAGAUGUGUAGUAAACAUGAGAUUAGGAUUUGCACUUACUGUACUGGAGAAAAAUGUCAACACACACACACACAUGCAUAUACACCUGCAAACACUGAAGGCCCAGAGCUACAGAAGUGUUGACAAAGGUUGUUCAGUGCCAGGAUCAUUUCUGUAGCCUCAAAUUUCCCCAGAUAGGGUUCACAGCUCCUGAUGUAAAACACGGACUCAAGAUGGGGUUAUAAAUUAUAUUACAUUAAAUUCACGUUAGUAGUGAAAAAAUCUUCCCAGGUAGCAGUAUUUGUAUCAAAAUGAGCUCUGUCUUUGUAUUUUAUUUAGCAGUUGAUUGUAAUUCUGAUUAUGAUGAUAUGAUAUCUGAGUAGUGGCAUAACUGUGGCCGUGCACACAGGACCAAAGACAUAACAAAGCGCCGCUAGAUCCUCAUACAAGCUGUAAUUUUCUUAAUGACAUGUUUCAUCUGUAUACUAGCAUGUCACUUGCUGAUGCAAGGGUGAUGGCGCAGCAGUGCAGCCUGGCACUCAGCAGCUGCUUUUCCUCUCCCCAAACUCUAGCUAUAUGCCAACUUAGGUAAAGGGAUUUCAAAAGCACACGGACAUGAAUGAAGAAUCGGUCAGCAAUAAAAAUACCAUAUUUUUGAAUCUUUAAUGAAUGAACAAGAGGACUGCUCUUGCUAUAUGACCAAACAGAAUCUGUAGAUCUGUGAAUUCUUUCAUAUGCUUCAGUGACUUUCAUCCGCACAUAAUUAAUGGAAACAUUUUCUUCAGUAUCCGUGUGGGUCUGUCAGUGUGAGGAAAAGCUGGCGUGACUGUCACAAGCUGUUGUGCUUCUGACCCAUAUACAGCACUUUUAACACCUCGAGUGCUAAAGUGGACACAUGGGACCUGUUCCAGCUGCAGAAAAAGGACAAAACAACAAGACAAUGAAGCCAGAUGAAGAUACAAAGGAAACAUUGAAGGUUUGGAGGAAGGAAGACUAGUCUCAUUCCAGUGUCACGCUUAGCAGUACUGUAAUCAUGAUCACUUCCUGAAAUGCAUUCUCGUCAUUGCUGCCACAACAACAAAUGCCCCGUCAGACCCUACUGAACCUCAGUAUGAAAUUAUGUAAAUGACAGUGCCAUUAGCCACUGGAGCAUCAGAAGUUGCUAAAUUAUAUAAGUUUGUGUUCGAACCUUACUGCCAACUUUCCCGUGUUUUCCUCGUAGAAAAUGUACAUAACUGUUAUCUUGAAGGAGAAAAAUGUAGAGAAGGUAUAACUUAGAUAAAUUAGCUCCCUCUCUUUGUGUUUAUUAAGCUUUUUAGCUAUAUACACCUCUUGAUAACACGCUCACCUCUUGUGAUAGCAUGAUCACCUUUUCCCUAUGCACAGUUUUUCCAUGUUGUUUAUUUCAUUUGAUGUACUUAAACAGGUGGGGAAACUUUUUGUUGUUACCCUUUUCUUUCAUUAUUUUUCUAAGAAAGUUGUAAUUAUCUACUAUGCAUUUGGUUAUAAUGGUGAGAGAGACAGGACAUGUCUGUAACUUGUCUAUGCAUGAACAAAUUCAACGAUUAUGCAAAUGUUGUAACCACGGCAUAUGUGCAAACCCACGCUGUGCUGUGGCUAUCCAUCUUACCAAUGGGAUUCAUUUAAAGAGAUAAUCUCAACCAGGGAUUUUUUAACAGUUAAACUGCAGCGGUCAGCAGGUGAAACCACGUCAACACCAGCUUAAAGUGAUGCCUUCACUCUUCACCAGCUGGACAACUGCUACAGGCACUCCUUGCUCUCUCUCUCCUCCAGAUGCUUUUCCUCAUGUAUUCUAUAUACAAAUACAUAGAUGUAUAGAAAAUGUAUUUAUAGAGUGGUGCCUUGUUCUGACCAUCAAGUUGUUUGAUUCAUAAAGGGCUCUUGAGUCUACAAACACAAUCACUUGUUGUUUUGGUGGACUGUCUCUCAUGGAGGAUCUCAGACAGUGACAGACGAUGACCAAAUGACUAAUUAGCGUUGAGGGAUCAUCCCAUGAUUCUGAUUGGUUGGUUUCAAGGUUGGGGGCUCCAGCCUCCCACACACUGUUUUUGUGUCCAUCUCCAUUACAGCAAUAGGAUUUGAGCCCUCCACCAACUCUACCAGCCAGUGCCCUGUAUAGAAAAAGACACUGCUUCUUGUCAUCCAGGCAUCUGCCAUUUUGUCUAUCUAUAAACAAUGAAUAUGCAAGAACUAUACUGUGUAUUUGGGUUUUGAUUUUUAUUGUGUAAGAGGCUCUUUAAUGAUGUAUACUUAAGGAAAAUUGUGGUACGUUUUGUAAUUCUUAAUUUUUUUUUUUUUUAAUAAAUCGGGGAAAUAAA